This is a messenger RNA of Oreochromis niloticus (Nile tilapia), 3858 nucleotides long. It is a transcript of the gene gdf6b, whose product is annotated as growth differentiation factor 6b. The transcript is spliced from 2 exons. NCBI's taxonomy places the organism in Eukaryota, Metazoa, Chordata, Actinopteri, Cichliformes, Cichlidae. Gene Ontology annotation, cellular component: extracellular region. The record is from RefSeq and is a predicted model, not a curated record. The coding region runs from base 56 to 1366 and encodes 436 amino acids. Gene Ontology annotation, biological process: BMP signaling pathway. Gene Ontology annotation, molecular function: growth factor activity; cytokine activity.
UCCCUCUGAGCUGUGCGCACUUUGCGGAGCAGCCACUUGCUGCACACAGGAGCAGAUGCAGAGUCCAGCUCUGGUCCCCCCCGGCCACAGGUCAGGCUCCGAGUCAGACUCAGGACGAGCGCAGAGGAUGGAUUUCUAUCACUUCUCUUUUCUUUGCGGGGCUCUUGUGUUCGUGUGGGACAUGCCCUGUUUCCAGACUCUCGUUAUUUUCCCUCCAGCUGCGCCGAAAAGCAGCAAAGCGGCGAAAAUGUUUAAUUCACAAGAAGCGUCUAAAUAUUUUAAGGAGUUUUACGCUCGACCCUCACAGGACAGAUACAACAAAGCAGCACCUAAAGACUUAAUUGAGCCGCAUGACUACAUGUUGUCUAUUUACAAGACAUUCUCCACGGCGGAGAAGCUGGGUCUCAAUGCCAGCUUUUUCCGUUCUUCAAAAGCUGCAAACACUAUUGCAAGUUUUGUGGACAGCGGACAAGAUGACCUCCCACUCUCCCCUCUGAGGAGACAACAGUAUCUGUUCGAUGUCUCAACCCUUUCUGAAAAAGCGGAGGUGCUGGGAGCCGAGCUCAGGAUUUACACCAAAGCGUCUGGGAAUUUCAGGAUAUCGGAAACAGAGCCUGUCGACAUCCAGCUCCUCUCCUGCCACGACCAGCAGCUGCUCGACUCCAAAACACUGGACCUGCAGGGUUCCCACAGGCCAAGGUGGGAGGUGCUGGACGUGUGGGAGAUAUUCAAGGAGCGACAACACCUGAGCCAGGGGAAGCACUUCUGCCUGGAGCUCAGGGCCAUGCUGGACAAUCCUGAGAGGGAGCUGGAUCUGCAUCUUCUGGGACUGCACCGACAUGGGAGGCCUCAGCAGAAGAAGGCCAUCUUAGUAGUCUUCACCAGGUCGAAGAAGAAGCAGACGCUCUUCAGCGAGAGGAGGGAGGGGAGAGCCUUACUGGGCCUCGAGAAAAGCCCCAAAGAGAGGGGCCCUGGCACUAAAGCCAGCAGGAGACGCAGGACUGCGGCAUCCAAAACCCGCCAUGGGAAGCGACAUGGCAGGAAGUCGAAAUCCAGGUGCAGCAAGAAGCCCCUCCAUGUGAACUUCAGAGAUCUGGGCUGGGACGAUUGGAUCAUUGCCCCGCUGGACUAUGAGGCGUACCACUGCGAGGGGGUGUGCGACUUCCCCCUGCGCUCCCACCUGGAGCCCACCAACCACGCCAUUAUCCAGACUCUGAUGAAUUCAAUGAACCCUAGCAACAUGCCUCCAAGCUGCUGCGCCCCAUCCAAACUCAGCCCCAUCAGCAUCCUCUACAUCGACUCAGGAAACAAUGUGGUGUACAAGCAGUACGAGGACAUGGUGGUGGAGUCUUGUGGUUGCAGGUAGUACGCCCAGCAGGGGUCGUGGCUUACCUUGACCUCCUGGGAAUUGAACUGCAUCACAGUCAACGUGGAGGAAAGCCUGUAUCUGAAAUAAAGAGAACUUUAUUUAGCAAGAUGGAGACAUCAACUAAAGUUGAGAAGCAUUUUUCUUUCAAUUAUGCAUCCAACACAGUCAUCUUGAUACCUCAAACAUCUCUUUUUGUCCAUCUCCUCACCUUUUUUUUAAAAAAAAGAAAAUCAAUCUAGUCGCCUGAAACUCUGCAAUUACCACAAAUUUGUGGACAAAUAAAAAUGCAUCUCAUCGCCAAAUUAAUAAAAUACUAAAUGCAAAAAGUUGAGCAUGUUCUUGCAAAGAUUUUGAUGAAAAGGAUGAUUUCAUAUCUGUAUUCUAAACCCUGCAGCCUGGUCGUGUCCUAAAGAAAUAAAAUUUAUCCAAACAACCACACAAAGGUAGUCCAGAUAAAUAAAUCCACCCUGCAAUAAAUGUAGAUGUAAAUGUAUUCAGAAAAGGCAUAAAUAUGUUAUCUUUACAAAAACAGGUUCUGGUAAUACAAGCUAGGUAUACGCAAAGUGGACGUUAUGUGGCUGUCUGUUCACAACCAUUUAAUAACCAAAUUUGUUGUCAUAGUUAGUCAAACACAGCAAAGAAGCAGCAGCCACCACCAUCUGUAAAUAACAGCUUAUUUGCUGACAGACUAUUACCUGUCACAAGACUGAUAAAGGUGAUGAUUCAGACAUGCAAACUUUCCACUUUAUGAUGAGCUCAGCUGCUUAUGGAAGCUGCAAGCAAGAGACUGGUUUCCAUACACAAAUCCAGGAAUCUUCAACAAAGAAUAAACCUUCAGUUUAUAUGCUGAACCUUACAAAAGAUUGGAUUAAAUUAAAUGUGUAAUUUGUAUCAUUUUUAGCCUUUUUCUAUAAAGUUAAAGGACCUCGAAAGGAAACUAUAUUAUCAAUGAAUCACCCACAACAAUAAAACCAUCUGCCAAACUUGGACACAGGUCUAACCCAUGAGGGCAUGGAGACAGGAUGUCUGGUACCAGAGACCUGGUUCUAAAACGUUUUGAAGAAGUCAAAAAACAGUUUUUAAGUGAUUAUUAACAAUGAAAUAAAGAUCUACUUUGAGUUUAUUAAGUAGAGGUGUAUGUCAUCAGUGCAGUAACUUCAUUCUUAGUUUUGUUUCAUAUCUAUAACAUCCACUUUGCUCAGACACAGUGGCAGUGGCUCUUUUGGGCUCUGUUCUUUAAAUGUGAGGCCUCCACGGAUGCUUGGAUUAGUCUGGGAGUGGGGAGUCUGGAGGUCAAGUCAAUGAUCUGAGCUCCUUAUCAUGUUCUUAGGUAGUUGCUUCAGUGUAGAUGGGCAUAUUGUGCUCACUGCCAUUGAGGAGUCUACCUGGUAUCUUACUUGUCAAACGAACAUCCACAUGAAAGCCAGAAUCUUAGGUUUCCCAGCAGACCGCUGCAUUGUAUAUGGUUGAUGUUAUUCCCAUCAGCUGUCAGUGGUUUUAUUGUUUUGGCUCAAUUUUUCUCUGGUCAUUUUCAAAAGAAGGCCUUGGAAUAAAAAAAAAAAACUAUCCAGAUCUCUUCAUCUGUUAGCUCAGUGUUUUACAUAAUAUGUAAUAACUUUACAUCCAGUUUCACUAGAACAAUAAAAUGUUUCCAGUUAUUUUAAUAUAGAAUUUUUGCUGACUGAACAAACUGACUGAUUACGCUCUUUCCAGCUGUUUCUUCUGUAAACCAACUUCAGGUAAACACGUUCAGCAUAAUGGAAGUUUUGAUUUUUUAUCUCUGCCAGGAUUAAAAUAGCAGAUUUUCAGCACCUGACAUGGCCUAUGACUCAGGGAACGUCUGCCGAACGACCAAUGUUCACAUCUUUUCAUCAAAACCGUCGCGGGUUUCCCACCGCUUUAUGUUUGAGAUGAUUAUAUAGAUGCAAUAACUUUGUCUGUAAUGCACUGAUGGUCAAAGGUGCCAUGUGUAAAUAUUUGGUAUGGAAAUAAUAAUUUAAGUCAUGUGAAUAAGUUAUUGCAUUUACUUUGUCCGCUUUGUUCUGUUACAACUUCCAGACGGCGUGAGUCACACAUCUGGAGGUUCAGGCUCAAAUAAACACACAUGGGUAAUGUUUUUGUAAAGAAAUGUGACAGAUUGUGAAAUAUCAGAUUUCUAUCAGUGUUUUUAAUGUACAUAUAUAAACAGGAAAUAAUUAUCCACUGAGACAAAAAAGAAAAAAAGAUUAUUUUUGGUGUUGUGAAUUUAUCUUAGUGGCACAUUUUAACUUUUUAUACUUUACGCUCUGCAAUAUUUACUGGCAUCCAAAAAUAAUAUAUUACAACAACUGACAGAAACAGUGUUGUUGCACACUGUGUUUUAUUGGAACCUCUCAUUUCUAUAAUAAAAGUGUGCUACUCUAUGAAGCAGAAAUUCCUGAAUAAUGUAUUUUUGCAGCAUUAAAUAUUCUGUUUGCAUAACCAAAUUAACACAUAAACUGUAUAAAGAU